UGCCCGAAACCGGAGCCAACCCUCGGACGCCGGAGCGACCCCCGAGCCUCAGCCAGGCCGGGCCCCAGAGGAAGAGGAGGAAGAAGAGCCGCUGCCCCCGAGGGAGCCCAGCAGGUGGUCUCAGUGGUCCCGUGCACACCAGCUGCCCGGCCCCGACAUGUCCCGGCAUCACAGCCGAUUCGAACGAGAGUACCGCGCCCCCGGCUGGGACCGCCGUGAAUGGAGCGCCAAUGGCACCCAUGGGAGCCUCACCAGCUGUAGUGCCGCGGCCGCUGGCGCCAUCAGUGCCCGGCCCGGCCUCCUGCCUCUGCCCAUCGUGCCCUCCAGGCUCCCCACACCGGCCGCCCCCGGGGCUCCCUGCACCACUGGCAGCAGCGACUCCAUCACCAGCCUCGUGGUCAGCUCCUCCUCCGGGGCCUCCAGCAAGGUUCCUGUCCUCUCCAAAGUAGAGACUCCAUCACAAGGAUUGGCGACCAGUGUCAGGUGGGGGCAGACGCCCAUCAACCAGUCCACACCUUGGGACACAGAUGAGCCACCACCCAAGCAGAUUCGGGAAAGUGAGAACCCAGGGACCACACCUUGGGUGACCGCAGUGACCGCAGGGAGCCAGCCGGCCCUCCUCGCGCAUUCCUAUGGGAUGGCCCAGCCUCCAGCCUUCAGUCCAGCCGUGAGCGUCCCAGCCCCCGUCAUUGGGGUGACCCCUUCGUUACCACUGAUGCCGGCUCACUAUCAGCUCCAGGCUCAGCCUCCCCAGCCACUGAGCGGUCUGGUGGUCACCCUGCCCAGCCAGAACUUGUAUAGCGGCAGCCAGCCCUUGAGCCUAACCUCAAUGCCUGGCGUGGGACCGGCGACCCGCCCAGGCCCCGCGGCCGUAGGCAACGGGCAUAUGGCGUGCCCGGUCCUCCCGCCGCCGCCGCCUCCCUCUGUGCCUGUGGCUGCCCUGCCCAACAGCAUCCCCACCACCAACGGGCCGGCGGGGCCCCCUGCCCCUCCCACAGACUCUGCCCAGGGCCAGAGUGUACAGAUGCUUCGGACAAUUGGCAUGGGGAAAUACGAGUUCACAGACCCAUGGCAUCCCAAAGAAAUGUUGAAGGAGUUGAACCAGCAGCGGAAAACGAAAGAGUUCACAGACCUGAAAAUUAUUGUUGACGGCAAAGUGUUUGAAGUCCACCAAAAUGUGGUAGCUUCCUGCAGCUUGUAUCUCAAGGACCUGAUCAAAAGGUCUCCCCGGGAGCGCGACAGCCGUGACAAGCUGGAGCUCAGCCUGCCGGACCUCCGCGCCGACGUUCUGGAGCUACUCCUCGAGUUCGUCUACACUGGCUCGCUGACCAUCGACGCGGCCAACGCCAAGACGCUGCUGGAGGCCGCCAGCAAGUUCCAGUUCCACACCUUCUGCAAAGUCUGCGUGUCCUUCCUAGAGAAGCAGCUGACCCCUGGGAACUGCUUGGGAGUGCUGGGCAUGGCAGAGGCCAUGCAGUGCAGCGAGUUGUACCACAUGGCCAAGGCCUUCGCGCUGCAGAUCUUUCCUGAGGUGGCGGCCCAGGACGAGAUUCUGAACAUCUCCAAGGACGAUUUCAUCGCCUACCUGUCCAAUGACAGCCUCAACACCAAAGCAGAGGAGCUUGUCUAUGAGACUGUGAUGAAGUGGAUCAAGAAGGACCCGGCGGCCAGAGCACAGCACGCUGCGGAGCUACUGGCCGUAGUGCGUCUUCCCUUCAUCCACCCCAGCUACCUGCUCAAUGUGGUGGACAAUGAGGAGCUGAUCAAGUCAUCUGAGGCCUGCAGAGACCUGGUCAAUGAGGCCAAGCGCUACCACAUGCUGCCCCAUGCACGCCAGGAGAUGCAGACACCCCGCACAAGGCCCCGGCUCUCAGCAGGUGUGGCUGAAGUCAUCGUCCUGGUCGGGGGCCGACAGAUGGUCGGGAUGAGCCAGCGGUCCCUGGCUGCCGUCACCUGCUGGAAUCCCCAAAACAAUAAGUGGUACCCCCUGGCAGCCCUGCCCUUCUACGAUCGGGAGUUCUUCAGUGUCGUCAGCGCCGGGGACAACGUCUACCUCUCUGGUGGGAUGGAGUCGGGGGUGACUCUGGCUGACGUCUGGUGUUACAUGUCCCUGCUUGACAACUGGAACCUGGUCUCCAGGAUGACGGUGCCCCGAUGUCGACACAACAGCCUGGUGUAUGACGGCAAGAUUUACACUCUGGGAGGCCUUGGCGUGGCUGGCAACGUGGACCAUGUGGAAAGGUAUGACACGAUCACCAACCAGUGGGAGCCGGUGGCCCCACUCCCCAAGGCCGUGCACUCAGCUGCAGCUACCGUGUGCGGGGGCAAGAUCUACGUGUUUGGAGGAGUGAACGAGGCCGGCCGGGCUGCCGGGGUGCUGCAGUCCUACACCCCGCACACCAAUACGUGGAGCUUCAUUGAGUCCCCCAUGAUCGAUAACAAGUAUGCCCCGGCGGUCACCCUCAACGGCUUCAUCUUCAUCCUGGGGGGUGCCUACGCCCGGGCCACCACCAUCUACGACCCAGACAAGGGCAACAUCAAGGCGGGGCCCAACAUGAACCACUCCCGCCAGUUCUGCAGCGCAGUUGUGCUGGACGGCAAGAUCUACGCCACCGGCGGCAUCGUCAGCAGCGAGGGGCCGGCCCUGGGCAACAUGGAGGCCUACGAGCCGACCACCAACACGUGGACCCUCCUGCCACACAUGCCCUGCCCCGUCUUCCGGCACGGCUGCGUGGUGAUCAAGAAGUACAUCCAGAGCGGCUGAGGCCGCGGGACACGCCCGUGGGGCUGCGGCCGUGGCUGGGGAGGCCACGCGCAGCAGACGGACGGACGGACGGACACAGGACUCCCUGCACGGACUCGAGAGUAUUCUCUGCAUCGAAUGUACAACAGCCGCCCUCCCCCUGAAUGCGGGGAGCGGGGUUGCGGCUGGUGCUCCGCGCUAGGGAUGCUCUGGUGCCUGCCUGUGUCCUUCGCGCCCUUCCCGCGUCCAGGUGCAAUAGAAACUCCCUCUUUUUUACUUGUGGGAUGGGAGGGACGCAGCCUCCCUCCCUGGCCCAGAGUGAGCCCAGGCUCCGGCCAGGCCGGCCCAAGUGCCCUCACUCACUUUGAGUCCAAGCUCAGCUUUUCAAACCACCUCAGGCUCCCAGCGGCUGAGUGGAGGCGCCUGCCCGGUGGGGCGUGGGGGGGCACUGCGGGGGCAGCUCCCUAGGGGCUGACAGCAGCCUGGAGGGGCGGCUCUGGAUGGGGGGAUGGCAGUGGCAUCCAGGGAGGCUGACAGAGCAGCCCGGCCCCCACCCCCACGCAGAUUGUCGGGCGAGUCUGGCUGCUGGAGGGCAAAAAGCCAGGCCUGCUUUCUCCAAUCCCACCCGAAUUCUUGACCUUUUCGAGAGCCACUUUGGGGGGUUGAAAGGAGGAGGAGGUAAGUAGAGGAAGGGAUCGGGGUGAGAGACUCAUCCCUGCACCCUCUGGGGUGGGAGGAAGCAAGCAAACAGGGCCCUCCCGCUAACUUUUCUACGCCCAUAUUAGAUUCCUGGCUGCUCCUGGGGACCACACCCCAUCUUUAUUUUGGGAGCCUUUCUAGCCCAGCAGCCCGCGGAAGCUGUGCCUUGUGGGGAUGCCCCUGGAGAGGCUGGGACUGGCCUCAGGAAGGAGCGAGUGCCAGUGGGGGCCAGAUCGGGGCCAGGGCAGAGGGGGAGCGUCUCUCUACAAAGCACAGGAGAUUAUUUUUGAUAUUGAUAGCUAUAUAUUGAAUGGCUCCCAUGAGAGCUCAUGAUGGGGACAGCCUUUUUCAAUUUUUAACUAGUCCAUGACACCAGAGCAUGCCCCCUAGAGGUAGCUCUGGGCCAGGCCUCUCCAGCCAGGGACGGGCAGGGCAGAAUGCCUCCUGCCAAGCCUGGGCAGCCACUGGGCAUCAGGAGAGCUGUGCAGGGGGUGCAUAUCCCCCACUGGCCUCCAGCCCAUGGGUCAGGGACGCAGAGACAUGGACAGCGAGAUCUCUGUGUCCCAGGAUCUGAGCCCCCACUCGGACCUCUGAUCUGCAGGGUCUGGCUCCACCUUGCCGCCGAUCCUGGUUAUGCAGCGAUGUGGGAGAUUAUUUAUUCUUUUUUUAAAAGUAAUAAGCACAAUGAAACUCCACCCCGUCCUCCGUCAUGGCGCCUCCAUGGUCCACAGGGUGCGGGCUGCGAGUCUGCCUCCGAGGGAGGCCCAGCCAGCAUCCCAGCGGGAUGACUGACUUCCUCUCCUCGUCGGUCACACUGGAGCGAAGCUGGCAAUUUCUGUGAGCUCUCUGAACAGGGUUCUCUGCUACAGGAGUGUAUAUAGCUAUGUUUAUUGGUUAGCUCUUGGUAUACCGUAAUAAAUCUAUUUAUAGACCUA
This is a messenger RNA of Dromiciops gliroides (monito del monte), 4377 nucleotides long. RefSeq names its product kelch like family member 29 (gene KLHL29). Bases 158 to 2764 code for a protein of 868 amino acids. The transcript is spliced from 13 exons. Lineage: Eukaryota; Metazoa; Chordata; Mammalia; Microbiotheria; Microbiotheriidae. Gene Ontology annotation, molecular function: protein binding. The record is from RefSeq and is a predicted model, not a curated record.